AUGAACAUCUUCUUCUUCCUCUUCGCCGCCUUAUUAACCACUUUCCUUCAUCCUUCUCUCUCCGCCACCGCCACGUGUCCUCUCAACUUCACCCUCCUUACAAUCCUCAACGGCGCCGCCUCAACACCACCGUCUUCCUUCACUUUAACUCCAUGUCAAUUCGUUCACCAAGCCCUCCGCCUCGUCCAAUCCGACUACCUCCGCCGCACCGACUUCUUCCUCCCUCCCUUAAACUCCUCCGUUCCAUGCUGGAACUCUUUCCAAUCCUACAUCAACCAGUUCGCUCCGAGUUUCAACAUUCGUUCCUCUUGCGGCUUCCAAACUGAUUGGAUCUCACAAGGCUGCGUCAACGUCACUACAAAACAACAAUUUGAAUCAAUCGUUCCUCAAUCCGCAAUUCUCAACAUGCAAUCAAAUUGUAACCAGUCAAUUGAAGAUAAUUCUCCUUGUGCUCUUUGUACAACUAGUUUAUCUGGUUUGCCUCCUCUUGGUCAAUCCAUUGGUAAUCUAUCUGAUUGUACUGGUUAUCCUUCAAUCUACGCUGCUGCUUUUUCAAAUCAAUUUGGACCGUCGGAUCCUGGUACUGCUAAGUGUUUGUUUGCUCUUGAUUUCACCUCUGGAGGUUCCUCUGGUAAUAAGAAAAAGGUUGUUGUUAUUGUUGUUGUUUCAGUUGUUUCUGCUUUGGUUCUUUUGUUGAUAAUUAUAGGGGUUUGGGUUUAUUGGAAAUUUAAUGAUAAGGCAAUUGGGGAUGAUAAGGAUCAUGGUGCUAAUAUUGGUGAGGUGGGUUCGGUUUCUGGGUUGGAAACAAUGAAUCAUAGUACUACUUUAAUUAGAUUCAGUGUUGAGGAUAUUAAGAAGGCGACGAAGAAUUUUCAUAGAGAUAAUAUAAUUGGGAAAGGGGGUUAUGGAAAUGUGUAUAAAGGGCUAUUGUCUGAUGGAAGUGAAGUUGCUUUCAAGAGGUUUAAGAAUUGUUCUGCGGCUGGUGAUUCUAGUUUCACUCACGAGGUUCAAGUUAUUGCUAGUGUUAGGCAUGUGAAUCUUGUUGCUUUGAGAGGCUAUUGUAGUGCGACGACACGUUUAGAGGGUUAUCAGAGGAUUAUUGUUUGUGAUUUGAUGAAAAAUGGGAGUCUUCAUGAUCAUUUGUUUGGUUCUACUGGGGUGAAACUUACUUGGCCGGCUCGUCAGAAGAUUGCUCUUGGAACUGCUAGGGGAUUAGCUUAUUUGCAUUACGGAGCUCAACCUGCUAUCAUUCAUAGGGAUAUCAAAGCGAAUAAUAUACUUUUGGAUGAUAAGUUUGAAGCUAAGGUUGCUGAUUUUGGACUUGCAAAGUUUAAUCCGGAAGGAAUGACUCAUAUGAGUACAAGGGUGGCUGGAACUAUGGGAUAUGUUGCGCCCGAGUAUGCUUUGUAUGGACAAUUAACAGAGAGGAGUGAUGUGUUUAGUUUUGGCGUUGUGCUUCUUGAGCUAUUGAGUGGACGAAAGGCUCUUCAAACGAGCGAUGAUGGACAACCUGCUGCUUUGACUGAUUGGGCUUGGUCGUUGGUUAGAACGGGAAAGGCGUUGGAUGUUAUUGAAGAUGGGAUGCCAGAACAAGGUUCAAAUCAAGUUCUUGAGAAGUAUGUGUUGAUUGCUGUGCUUUGUUCUCAUCCACAGUUAUAUGCUAGGCCAACAAUGGAUCAGGUUGUUAAAAUGAUGGAGACUGAUGAUGAACUAGUUCCAUCGAUACCUGGACGGCCGAUUCCUCUUGUUGCUGCGAGGCUUGAUAUUGAGAGAUCUAUAAGCAGUAGUGGCGGCUCCGGUCAGCUAUCUAGUCCAACAGGUUAUCAAUCAUUCACUUUAGAGAUGGGAAGUGAACGCUAUUCUUCUAGUCAUUUAAGGGAAGAAAGAAGCUCUGCCUCUAGGAUUUUGAGUUCGGAUUUGGAUGAGUGA
Messenger RNA from Lathyrus sativus (Indian pea), 1929 nucleotides. Lineage: Eukaryota; Viridiplantae; Streptophyta; Magnoliopsida; Fabales; Fabaceae. The record is from the annotation of a GenBank genome assembly.